Molecule: messenger RNA, 3964 nt
Organism: Acipenser ruthenus (sterlet)
Lineage: Eukaryota; Metazoa; Chordata; Actinopteri; Acipenseriformes; Acipenseridae
Product: BTB/POZ domain-containing protein KCTD12-like
Exons: 3
Coding region: 938-2464 (508 amino acids)
Biological process (GO): regulation of G protein-coupled receptor signaling pathway; protein homooligomerization
Molecular function (GO): protein binding
Source: RefSeq, a predicted model, not a curated record
GAACAGAGCCAACGUGACAUCAACACAGAGAGGUGGAGUUAAUAAUGAGAAGUGUAUAAUCUGGAGAGCACAGUGUUUAGACGGAGGAAACAGCCUGAAGACACGAGCAUCGGGGAUAGAGGAGGCAACCAUCUCAUCUGACUGGUUUCCCCAUCAAAGCAGGACCGGGUUUCAUUUUUCUUAGUGUGGCUUUGUUUGUUUGACGUGAUUUUGCCUUUUUCGCGAGAGGCAGUUAACGGUGCUUUUUUUCCCCGAAAAGGAUUUAUACAUUUAUAUCAAAAAAAUUAAAAAAAAGAAGAAAACAGCAGGACUGAGGAGGGAGUAUCGUUAUAUGUUCAAAUUGCUUCUUGUGUGUGCUGGAUUGGAUUGAUUUCACAGACAUCAGACUAUGCUCCUAAAAUCGAAAAAAAAUUCUCCGGUGGUAAAAUAAAUAAAUAAUAUAUAUAUAUGUAUUUUUUAUUUCGAUGCAUUGCCCUGAAAUGAUUAUAUUUAUAGAUACUGUGUUUUGUGAAGGAAUAUUUACACCAGCGUGAAGGACAGUUUUUUCUUAACCUACCUCUUUUUUUUUUUUACCCACCAGUGACGGCAGUUUUCCUUGCAAUUUAAAAGUUUAGGCUAAGAAGGAACAUACUUUGAUAAUGAAGAGAACAAUCAUGAGACCAGUAUGAAUACAGCUUUUGUUGUUAAAUAUUUGGAUAUGACUACAUUUUGAAUAUUGUCAAUUUUUCUUUUUGAAAUCUGAUACAGGCUAUUUUCUUUUUUGUUAGUUUAUGCACAAACCGUUUUGGACCUUCCAGUGAUUAUCCCUUUUCAGCUUCUACAUCUUUAGGCAGUUAUCCUGUGUUAAGAUUGUGUAGCUGGAGGGUUGGCUAGCCCACCUCUAACAUAUUUGAAAAUAAUCUGUAAUCCAAGAAGUGGGAUAUCAAUUAAAGCAAUCAUGGCCCUGCCAGAUAAUGCCAGUUGUACCCUGCCAGGAGAGGAGCCCCCUUUUCCAGAAAUCAUUGAGCUCAAUGUGGGUGGACAGGUGUACAUCACCCGUUACGCCACUGUCACCAGUGUUCCUGACUCCCUACUCUGGGAGAUGUUUAGCCGGAAAAACAUCAAGACUCUGGCCAGGGACACCAAGGGCCGUUUUUUCGUGGACAGAGACGGGUUCUUGUUCCGCUACAUUUUGGAUUACAUGCGAGACCAGCAGCUGGUGCUCCCAGAUCAUUUCCCUGAGCGCAGCCGGCUGCAGAGGGAGGCAGAGUACUUUAACCUGCCUGAGCUGGUCAAACUGCUCACCCCAAAGAUAAGCAAACAAAACUCCAUCGGUGAUGACGCAUGCCAGAGUGACCCAGAAGAGUCAUCACCCAAUGCAGACACAGCCAGGAACAUCGCCUCACUAGGUGCCAUAGCAUGCGCUAGCAUCACCCAAGGUCCCGGCUCUGAAUCGCGCCGCGCUGGCUUUAUCACCAUCGGUUACCGUGGCUCCUACACCCUGGGCCGUGACAGCCAAACUGAUGCCAAAUUCAGAAGGGUGGCCCGAAUUAUGGUCUGCGGCAAGACCUCCCUGGCUAAAGAAGUGUUUGGUGACACCCUGAAUGAAAGUCGGGACCCAGACCGCCCCCCUGAGAGGUACACUUCCCGCUACUACCUGAAGUUCACCUUCCUUGAACAAGCCUUCGAUAAGCUUGCAGAUUCCGGUUUCCACAUGGUGGCCUGCAAUUCCACAGGCACCUGCGCUUUCGCCCAUGACCAAACAGAUGACAAAAUCUGGACCAGUUACACCGAAUAUGUUUUCUACCGUAAAGAUGCUUCUUGGCAAGAUCUGGAGUACAGCAACCAACCACUCAAGCUGACAGGAGGGAAACUGGGUGUCAGGGAGCAGCAGGACCAACUGGGUGACAUGCAGAAGUGCUUAGACACCGGCACAGCCAGCUGUAACGACCUGACUGCCUCCAGCCCGGGUAGCCAAGCAGAGACCAACACAGUGCUGGAUAUUCGGAAUGGCUUCUUAGUGGUUACACCACCACCUCCAGAGCCUGAGGACAUGGGGACCUUGGUAAGCUAUGACAUGAAGGACAGCCAGGAGCUGCCACACCCUCCCCUGCCUACACCACAUCCUACCCAGGAUGCCUCACUAGCAGGUCCAACACACCAGCCUGGGAACCUAAAGCAAGAGCCGUCUUGCCAUGGCACCCCAACACGACCCACAACUCUCCGGCUUGACCAGCCGCCCAGAAAGGUGGAGGCAGUGGAAAUGCCCUGCCAGCAGUUACCCAGCCAGCAGACACCCAGCGGGCAGUCACAGGCCUGUGAAAAUAGGGCUGCUCCCAAGGACCCUGAGGCUGAGGAGAAGAAGGAAAUGGAGGAGCAGCUGAAAAAGUGCAUCGAGGAUUUCAGGAGGAUCAAAAUUCCUCCAAUCUUCCCAGACCGCAAACGCCACUGGCAGAACGAUCUUCUUAAGAAAUACAAUGCAUAGGGAAACAGGAUACUCACUGGCAACAGUGUUAAAAGCAAUCUGUAACUACAACCAUAUAAACUGAAAUAGAGCUUCAUUUAAAGUUUGCAGAUGAAACAUGGGGUGAUGUUUAAGGAGACACAAGGGAUGAACUGCAAAAUUAGAAAUAUCAGCCAUUUGUGACACACACUUUGUGUAAAAAAAUGGACCGCUCCUUCUAUCACUGAUGAAUUUGUUAUGCAAAUAGAAUCCCUGACAUUAUAUAUACAACAGUGUGGCAAAGUGGCUAGUGAAGGGGAAGAGGUGUAGCGGUGAUGCGAUGCAGGAGUGACAGGCAGACAACGGUAUCCAGUGGAAAAGGUGCUUUAUUUAUAAACCAGUUCUGGCGACCGAAAAAUAAUAAAUCCCCGGCUAUACACAACAAUGUGUAAAGCGCGGGGAUAACAAAACAGGGCACCGUCCCGAACAAAAACGAACACGUGCUGGUGCUGAGUGCAAACACAGGUAUUUUCGUGACGGUAGUGCAGUGGUGCUCCGGGUUGUGCUGACCCUCGGCGACAGCUCCGGAGGUGUGCUUUAACUGUCUGGUGAUGCAAAAACACGAACAAUUACAAUACAGACAAACACAACACAAAAACACGUAACACGUCUUCCUUUUAUUAUUGAGAUCACCGUUACCCUGGCCCCUAUAUGUAGUCCCGCAUGAUAUCUAGGUAAACGGUUGCAGCUGCCUUAUUACUUGCAGCUGCCCCUCGUUUACCUUUCAAGUCAAUACAGUCUUACAACAGAGUCUCGCUUCUUUCCAGGCUGGCCCACUUCCCGGUCCCGGAAACGAACUGUCAGGCCAGCCCUUCCAGAUACUUCUCCUCCCGUUCUUUAGCGCCCUCACAGAUCGGGAGGAAGAUUUAUCACCAGAACUCAUUGUAUUUCUGUCACAAACAGUCUCGUUUGAAAUUAGUUUUAGUCACCAUGAGCAAGACAGCAGGUCUGACAGACUUUGACAGAGGGCAGGCAGGUGCUUCUGUGUCCAAGAUUGCACAAAUGACUGAUGUUUCACAAAGAACAGUCUCAAAUGUGAUGACUGUAGGACGUUUUGAAGACCAGACUUUGCUACAAAUUGAGGAAUUACUGAGUAAUGGUAACUUUUCCUUCCAGGAGCAUUUAAACACCUUACAGACUCAUCACUUCAAAUCUGUCCAGUCCUUAUUUUAAUUUGUUUUCAUUAAUAUCUGAAAAUAUGAAACUAGACUUAUUUGCUUACCUGUACCUGUGCACCUUAUUUUGUUAUUGCAGUAUUUUCAAUAAUCUGGUAUGGUAGGGAAUGCCUUGCAAUAAAGUAGGACUGAGUACAGUGUAGGAUAUUUGUUUUUGUAUUUAUUUUUAGAUUUGUGUCAUUUGUAAAAUUAAAAUUGUAUACAAAAGCACAUUUUUGGCUUGUCUUUAUCUUAGAUUGCUGCAGUUCUGUCUCCCUCGGGGGGUUGGUUGGGUGCUUGAAUGAUUCUGCCUUCUCUUCCUAUAGGC